This is a messenger RNA of Ilex paraguariensis (yerba mate), 3765 nucleotides long. NCBI's taxonomy places the organism in Eukaryota, Viridiplantae, Streptophyta, Magnoliopsida, Aquifoliales, Aquifoliaceae. The record is from the annotation of a GenBank genome assembly.
AUGGUGGAAUUUCUUGGAAUUCCACCAUUCAAAAUCCCUUGGGAGAACAAAUUUCAAGCCAGUUGGAGUGGAAUACAAGACACCCAUGACAUAAAGUUGACGGUGGAUUACAUCUUCCCAAAGGUAGCUGGUGGUACCAUUGAUGCCACAAACACCCCAGCCUUUGGUUCUACUGCAACCCCAGCAUUUGGUGCAACCAGCAUUACAUUUUCUGUAUCUAGUUCCCCAGUAUUUGGAUCAAGCACUCCAGCAUUUGGUGCCUCUAGUACUUCUGUAUUUGGAUCAUCAAGCACUCCAGAAUUUGGUGCCUCAAGCACUCCGGCAUUUGGUGCCUCAACUAUUUCAGCUUUUGGUGGUUUGAGUACUCCUUCAUUUAGUUUUGGGUCCACUCCAGCAUUUGGCCAAUCGACUUCUGCAUUUGGAAGCAGUCCUUUUGGUGCACCUAGUCAACCUACUUUUGGUGCUUCAAGUACUCUGGCCUUUGGUUCAUCAAGCUCGUCAGCCUUUGGUGGCUCAAGUGCACCUGCCUUUGGUGCCACAAACACCUCAGCCUUUGGUUCUCCUGCAACCCCAGCAUUUGGUGCAACCAGCACUACAUUUUCUGUAUCUAGUUCCCCAGUAUUUGGAUCAAGCACUCUAGCAUUUGGUGCAUCUAGUACUUCUGUAUUUGGAUCAUCAAGCACUCCAGCAUUUGGUGCCUCAAGCACUCCGGCAUUUGGUGCCUCAACUACUUCAGCUUUUGGUGGCACAAGCGCACCUGCCUUUGUUGCCACAAACACCCCAGCAUUUGGUGCAACCAGCACUACAUUUUCUGUAUCUAGUUCCCCAGUAUUUGGAUCAAACACUCUAGCAUUUGGUGCCUCUAGUACUUCUGUAUUUGGAUCAUCAAGCACUCCAGAAUUUGGUGCCUCAAGCACUCUGGCAUUUGGUGCCUCAACUACUUCAGCUUUUGGUGGUUUGAGUACUCCUUCAUUUAGUUUUGGGUCCACUCCUGCAUUUGGCCAAUCAACUUCUGCAUUUGGAAGCAGUCCUUUUGGUGCACCUAGUCAACCUACUUUUGGUACUUCAAGUACUCCGGCCUUUGGUUCAUCAAGCUCGUCAGUCUUUGGUGGCACAAGCACACCUGCCUUUGGUGCCACAAACACCCCAGCCUUUGGUUCCACUGCAACCCCAGCAUUUGGUGCAACCAGCACUACAUUUUCUGUAUCUAGUUCCCCAGUAUUUGGAUCAAGCACUCCAACAUUUGGUGCCUCUAGUACUUCUGUAUUUGGAUCAUCAAGCACUCCAGCAUUUGGUGCCUCAAGCACUCCGGCAUUUGGUGCCUCAAGCACUCCGGCAUUUGGUGCCUCAAGCACUCCGGCAUUUGGUGCCACAAACACCCCAGCCUUUGGUUCUACUGCAACCCCUGCAUUUGGUGCAACCAGCACUACAUUUUCUGUAUCUAGUUCCCCAGUAUUUGGAUCAAGCGCUCCAGCAUUUGGUGCCUCUAGUACUUCUGUAUUUGGAUCAUCAAGCACUCCGGCAUUUGGUGCCUCAACUACUUCAGCUUUUGGUGGUUUGAGUACUCCUUCAUUUAGUUUUGGGUCCACUCCUGCACUUGGCCAAUCAACUUCUGCAUUUGGAAGCAGUCCUUUUGGUGCACCUAGUCAACCUACUUUUGGUACUUCAAGUACUCCGGCAUUUGGUUCAUCAAGCUCGUCAGUCUUUGGUGGCACAAGCACACCUGCCUUUGGUGCCACAAACACCCCAGCCUUUGGUUCCACUGCAAACCCAGCAUUUGGUGCAACCAGCACUACAUUUUCUGUAUCUAGUUCCCCAGUAUUUGGAUCAAGCACUCCAACAUUUGGUGCCUCUAGUACUUCUGUAUUUGGAUCAUCAAGCACUCCGGCAUUUGGUGCCUCAAGCACUCCGGCAUUUGGUGCCUCAACUACUUCAGCUUUUGGUGGCACAAGCGCACCUGCCUUUGGUGCCACAAACACCCCAGCCUUUGGUUCUACUGCAACCCCUGCAUUUGGUGCAACCAGCACUACAUUUUCUGAAUCUAGUUCCCCAGUAUUUGGAUCAAGCACUCCAGCAUUUGGUGCCUCUAGUACUUCUGUAUUUGGAUCAUCAAGCACUCCGGCAUUUGGUGCCUCAAGCACUCCGGCAUUUGGUGCCUCAACUACUUCAGCUUUUGCUGGUUUGAGUACUCCUUCAUUUAGUUUUGGGUCUACUCCUGCAUUUGGCCAAUCAACUUCUGCAUUUGGAAGCAGUCCUUUUGGUGCACCUAGUCAACCUACUUUUGGUGCUUCAAGUACUCCGGUCUUUGGUUCAUCGAGCUUGUCAGCCUUUGGUGGCACAAGCGCACCUGCCUUUGGUGACACAAACACUCCAGCCUUUGGUUCUACUGCAACCCUAGCAUUUGGUGCAACCAUCACUACAUUUUCUAUAUCUAGUUCCCCAGUAUUUGGAUCAAGCACUCCAGCAUUUGGUGCCUCUAGUACUUCUGUAUUUGGAUCAUCAAGCACUCCGGCAUUUGGUGCCUCAACUACUUCAGCUUUUGGUGGCACAAGCGCACCUGCCUUUGGUGCCACAAACACCCCAGCCUUUGGUUCUACUGCAACCCCUGCAUUUGGUGCAACCAGCACUACAUUUUCUGAAUCUAGUUCCCCGGUAUUUGGAUCAAGCACUCCAGCAUUUGGUGCCUCUAGUACUUCUGUAUUUGGAUCAUCAAGCACUCCGGCAUUUGGUGCCUCAAGCACUCCGGCAUUUGGUGCCUCAACUACUUCAGCUUUUGCUGGUUUGAGUACUCCUUCAUUUAGUUUUGGGUCUACUCCUGCAUUUGGCCAAUCAACUUCUGCAUUUGGAAGCAGUCCUUUUGGUGCACCUAGUCAACCUACUUUUGGUGCUUCAAGUACUCCGGUCUUUGGUUCAUCGAGCUUGUCAGCCUUUGGUGGCACAAGCGCACCUGCCUUUGGUGACACAAACACUCCAGCCUUUGGUUCUACUGCAACCCUAGCAUUUGGUGCAACCAUCACUACAUUUUCUAUAUCUAGUUCCCCAGUAUUUGGAUCAAGCACUCCAGCAUUUGGUGCCUCUAGUACUUCUGUAUUUGGAUCAUCAAGCACUCCAGCAUUUGGUGCCUCAAGCACUCCGGCAUUUGGUGCGUCAACUACUUCAGCUUUUGGUGGCACAAGCGUACCUGCCUUUGGUGCCACAAACACCCCAGCCUUUGGUUCUACUGCAACCCCAGCAUUUGGUGCAACCAGCACUACAUUUUCUGUAUCUAGUUCCCCAGUAUUUGGAUCAAGCACUCCAGCAUUUGGUGCCUCAAGCACUCCGGCAUUUGGUGCCUCAACUACUUCAACUUUUGGUGGUUUGAGUACUCCUUCAUUUAGUUUUGGGUCCACUUCAGCAUUUGGCCAAUCAACUUCUGCAUUUGGAAGCAAUCCAUUUGGUACAACUAAAUCGCCCUUUGGAGUUCAGAGUGCUCCAUUUGGAGCCCAGGCUACAACACCAACAUAUGGGAGCUCUGGUUUUGGACAGUCAGCUUUUGGAGGCCACCGAGGGGGAAGUAGAGUGGCUCCCUACACGCCAACACUUGAGUUAGAUAGUGGCACAGGUACACAGCCUGGUGGAAAGCUGGAGUCAAUAGCGGCUAUGCCUAUUUAUGAGGAUAAAAGCCAUGAAGAACUCAGAUGGGAGGACUAUCAAUUGGGUGAUAAAGGAGGGCCAAGUCCUGGUCAGUCUGCUGAUGCAAUUGGAUUUGGCGCUUCUAGCACAUAG